AUGAUUAAAAAUCUAAUUGAGCCUCUUUGCUCUAUUCAUAAUUAACCUCUAACAAUGGUUAACUUAGAAAGAAGGAUUGGAAAAAACAAAAAUAGAUUUAUGUGUGAUGCUUGCACAGAAAAUGAAUUUUCGAAAAAAGUAAUUUUAUUUUCAAAGGCUUUGGGAAUUAAAAAGGAGAUUAAUGAUUGGUAAAGUUAAAUUUUGUUUCAAAUUUAAAAUAUUAAAAAGAUAGUUGAAAGUAUGAAAGCAGAAAUUCUGAUAUAAUUGAAUGAAUUAGAUAAAAUUAUUGAAGAAUGGAUAAAACAAAUUAAAGUUUAUUAGAAUUAAAAUGAUUAAUUAAAUUAAUUAUUUGAUGAAAUUUAAGACUCUAACUAUCAUUUGAAUAAAUCAAGUGUCACUAAAAUUUAAAAUGUUCUUUUUAAAUUGGAAGUAGAAUAUUUAUAAUUUUUUUCUCAUCUUUAAAAUCCAAUAUUUUCAUAAUAGUUUAGAUUUCAUAAAUAACAAUCUGAUUAAUAGACUCAUGUUAAAUAAAAAUGUGAAAAUCCUUUUAUAGAAAGCAAAGAGAUGAGUAAAAAUGAUUUAGAAUUGAUUGAGAUGAUAUUCAUUUAGAAAUUCGGUAUAAUAUUUAACUAUUUAGAAUGGGGAAAUAAUACCAUUUUUAAUAAAUUACUAUUAGAAAUAGAGAAUUUUUAAGUUUAUAAAGGAGUUAAAAUUGUGGAGUUAACUACAUAAAAUUCUAUUUUAAGAAUAACAUAAUUAGUAUAUUAUAAAUUUAUAACCUUUUCAGACACCAGAAUAACUUCAAUUAGGGUAUGAUAUAACUUGUGAUAAAAUAAUUUUUGAUAUUGACUAAUCUUAAUUAGAAUAUCAACUUAAUUUAGUUAAAUAAUUCAAAAACUUAUAUCCUGAAAACUCCAAAAAAUAAACAAUAUGUUUUUUAACUUAUGAAUAGGGGUUCAGUAAAGAUAGAAUAAAUAAUUCUUUGAUUGAAAAUUAUGAUGUUUUAAUCGACAUAACAAAAUACUAUCAUUUAAACAUUAUUGAAAUUGUUGAUAUUAUUUUAAAGAAAAUGGUUAAUAAUGUUCAAUAAAAAAGUAAGAGUUCAGAAUUUGAUAAGUAAUUUUAAUUUGACAACAUUAAAAACAAAUAAGUUAAUAAACUGUGGAGUGAAAAUAAAGAAAUAAACAGUUUUUAUUAAAACUGUUUAAAUUUAAAUGUGAAGGUGAUAAAAAUUGAUAGCAUAAAAUACGACAUUUUAAUUCAAUUUUUAAAUUACAUUUUUUAUUGUUGUACAACGAAUUAGUUUUAAAAAAUAACUUAAGAAACCUUUAAGGCUUUCGGUAAAUUAUAUUUAAUUGAAUUUGAUACAAAUAUGAACCCAAACUAUUUAAUAUAAGAAGGAUGUUUUGAAAUUGAUAUUAAGUAAGCAAGAUUUAAACUUAAUGGCAUUGGCAUUGAAUAUUGUUAAAAAUCAAAUAAAAUAAAAUAUGAAGGCAAUUUUGAGGAAGGAUGUUUAAGAAAUAAUACAAUUAAUAACAAUUAAGCAAAGAGUUAAUCUAAUAAUUAAAGUAUUUCAAAAGUUAUUAAAGACUAAUAUUAGGUUCCUUCUUGGUGUAGAUUUAAUUAAUAAAUCAACUUAAAUGAUUUAUACAUUUUAACAUCAAAUUUAUGGUUAUCAAGCAAUAUUAUUGAUGCUUUUGUUUUAUAUCUGAAUUUAAAUAGUGAACAAUAAUAUUUUUCCCUCACAGAAGUUUAAAGGAAGGAUAUAUAACGAAUUCUAUUCAUGCCAACUAGCUUAACAACUAAUUUUGUAAAACCAUAUGAUUUUAAUUAAGCAAAAAAGAUAUUUGAAGAAGAAUUGUUAUAAUACCAAGAAAUUAAUUAUGAUUUGAAAAAAGUUUAUUCUAAGAUUGGAUUUCCAAUCAAUAAAAAUAAUUCUCAUUGGUAUUUUCUAUUAUAUGAUUUAUAAUCAAAUAAUAUAAUCUAUACUGACUCUUUAAAUGUAAAAUGGAAUGAUAUUGAAAUAAUUACACUAUUAAAAAAUUUACUAACUUCAACUACAGAAAAGAAUAUUUCUUCUAAAUAAUUUAGCUAAUAAAAAGAUGGCUAUUCAUGUGGAUAUCAUGUUUGCUCUGUUAUGUCAUAUUAUUAAGAAAGUUAAUUUAAUCAAACACUUCUAUAUUGUUAUGACGAAGCUAAAAUUAAAGAUACUCUUUAUUAAGUUAUCAAAUAAACAUGA
Molecule: messenger RNA, 2239 nt
Organism: Paramecium sonneborni
Lineage: Eukaryota; Ciliophora; Oligohymenophorea; Peniculida; Parameciidae
Source: the annotation of a GenBank genome assembly